Messenger RNA from Dacryopinax primogenitus, 777 nucleotides. RefSeq lists its product as uncharacterized. The record is from RefSeq and is a predicted model, not a curated record. The coding region runs from base 1 to 777 and encodes 258 amino acids. The transcript has 6 exons. Lineage: Eukaryota; Fungi; Basidiomycota; Dacrymycetes; Dacrymycetales; Dacrymycetaceae.
AUGGAGAUCCAGCCUUCGGAUAGUUCAACAGGCCUCCACGGCAAACACGAACUGCGAGAAGAGAUUCGGGAACAGACUGUGCUCGGUCUCAGGCGACUCUGUGAAAAUACCGGCCUCACCAGCGGGAAAUGGGUCUUUUUCGUUCAUCGACGUUCCGUAACCUGGGUGUGGAAAAAGAUAGCCCUAUCCUUGGUUCAAGGAGACUUGAAGGAGACACCAGCCUUUGCUGCCAAGGUGUCUACUAUCAACGUCGGCCAUACGCAUAUAAUAUGUUUGUUUCUCCCGGAUAUUUUCGACAAAGAUGCUGUGGGUCAGGUUCUCGAUGUUUUAACCACCAAAGUUCAGGUCAUUCCGGUAGUCGUGAAGCCUGAUUUAUACACCUACAUUGGGCUCUAUACCAAGCAUCCUAGCGGUAUCAGGCCUAGUCUUUGGCAAGUGAAAGACUUUGUUUCACCGGACAGUGUCACCGGGCUGAUCGGUAGUUCGGCUGUUAGAUGCAAGUCCGUCACCAAGAAGAAACAAGAGCCUGAGCGGCAACCUGACGGACUGGACUGCAGGAUGGAGGAUGAGAAUGCCAUAGAAGCAUACUGCAGCAUGAAUGGCCUUGGACCCCUUCGGAGUUGGUACCCUGGCAGCAGCAGUUGGCAAGGUAAAAGAGGGAAGAACGCUGCGAGUUGGCAUGAGACAGAUGAUGAAGAACAGCCAAAUUUGAACUUGGCUAGGCAAUCCUCUGACAUUGUCCGAGUCUCUUGGGACGAGUCAGAAAUCGAAGACUAA